AUGUCCACAUCUGUAGAGAUGGAGCCGGUCCCGGAGAGGAAGUAUGAAGGAGUCGGCCGUUGCAAGUGCUCGUUCUGGUUCGCGGUGUCCCACAUCAUACUCGGCGUCCUCAUCGUCAUGGUGGGGGUGUUCGGGGGGCUGGCCGUCCACGAUUUCUUCAUAUACGCCGGGGCCAUCGUCCUCUUCCUCAGCCUGAUCUGGUGGGUGUUCUGGUACUCGGGCAACAUCGACGUGCCGCCGGAAGAGCUGGAGGACGACGUGGGCAAGAUCAAGCAGAAGAAUAGGAGCCUCAACCAGGCAGUGAGGCGCGCGUCCGGCCACCUCUCCAACAGGAUCAGGGCCUCUUUCAGAAAGAAGGCCAGAGCUGUCGACUGUGGAAGCCCCGGCGGCUCCCCGGCAGGCCUCGCGGUUCGCGGAGUGUCCAUCGGUGCUCUCGCGCCGGUUGGGUGGCCCCAGCUCGGCCACGGAGGCGAGCGGCGGCCCGGGGCAUCGCUAGCCUUCUGCUCUUAG
Menidia menidia (Atlantic silverside) is the source of this 510-nucleotide messenger RNA. NCBI's taxonomy places the organism in Eukaryota, Metazoa, Chordata, Actinopteri, Atheriniformes, Atherinopsidae. The record is from the annotation of a GenBank genome assembly.